UACCGGCCGGUGUACUAAACCCCGCCCCCCCCCUCAGCCCCUCUCUCCGUACGGGACCGCAAUGAUUUAGAACUUCAGGAAUCCCACGUGACGUCACCGGGUGAUGUAAUGCUUCUGUAAAUAGAUCGUAUUGUAAUCUCGCUCCAGUCCAACGUGGUUCCUCUCUGGAGCGCCGCUCGUCCCUCUCCACUUGUAGGCUGGUGUAUGACAUGAAUGACAAACAGGACAGGCCUUAUAUGUGCGGCGCACCUGGCUGCUCUCAGCGCUUCCAGUUAGAAGAGCAUCUGAUCAUCCACGGACACAAGCAUGAGAUGUCCCUCAAGUUCUCCUCCAUCAAGGCGGAUUUGCCUUUUACAGACCAGACUCCGACGCCAACCCGGUUUUUGCAGAACUGUGAAGAAGUUGGUAUUUUUAAGGAGAUAGAGGAAGAGUUUCUUCAAGCACAAGAAGAAGAAAAGAGCAAACAGACACUUCCUCACAAUGGGCUGUCCUGUAUGAGCCAGCAGCUCAAAUCCCAGCUUCAGCACCAGCACCCCCAGCCACCUCUGCACCAUCCCCAGAACCACCCCCUGCAGCACCCGCAGUCCCACAGCCCCAUGAUGGGCCCCAGCUGCAGCAUGAAUGCCCAGCAAGCCCUGUCCUCCCCGCAGUCCGGAUCAGUCAUCACCCAGGCUCCUUCAGCCCUCACACACUCAGGGCCCGUUCCCGGGUCGCUGUCCUCCCUCCUCCACAUGCGGAACAGACACAGACAACCGCUGCCAGCCUCCUUACCUGGCACGCUUCCAGACCCCGCCAUGCAAGGGGCAGCUGCUCAGCACAUGCCUAUGGAGAAGCAAAUGUCGUGUGUAAUGGGUUUACCCGGUCCUGUACACAACCACGUCUGUUCCUCGCCUCAGAGAUCCAAACAGACGCUGGGCCAUCAUUUCCAGCAGCACCACCCAGCAAUGGUCGGCAUCAACAACCCCGUGGCAGCCAUGGAUCACAUGAUGGAGAUGAUGUCACAGCGUCAUCAUGCUCCUCCACUACAACACCACCCUCAUCCUCCUCCUCAUCAUCCGCAGCUCCCUGCUCCGCCCAUCACCUUCCAACAGCGAUGCCACGCUCCACCUCCGCAGCACAUGGGAAGCCCCCACAGCCACCACCCACAGGCUCACCAAGCGCCGCACCCCCACAUGCACCAGGGCUCGCCUCCUUUACAACCCCUGUCUGUCCCUUCACAGUUAUCACCAGUUGCACUGCAGAUGCAAUCCUCCCAUCCACCCCACUCCCAGCAUUCAAUGCAGGCAGAUAGUAGCUGCAGCAGUGGAAGUGGAGGAGGAGGAGGUGGAGGAGGCAGCCACCGCCGCAGGAGGACGGCAGAUCAGGACCCCGACGAGCGCAGGCAGAAGUUUCUGGAGCGAAACCGGGCUGCAGCCACCCGGUGCCGACAGAAGAGGAAGGUUUGGGUGUCGUCACUGGAGAAGAAAGCUGAAGAGCUGACGCAUACAAACCUGCAGCUACAGAACGAGGUGACGUCACUGAGGUCAGAGGUGGGUCAGCUAAAGCAGAUUCUGCUCACCCACAAGGACUGUCCUGUCACCGCCCGGCAGAGAGAGUCACAGGGGUAUCCCACGGCAGGGGAGAGCCCAGCAGGAAGUCCCACCCCUGCAGGACCUGGGUCUCAUCUGCAGGCGGUCCAACACAACAGCAUCUCCACCUCCUCGGCAGCUAAAGGCAUGAAAGGGCACGACCCCACGUCUGGACUACAAAGAUGAGGGGGUGGAGGACUGAAUGAAUCUGAUCAGCCUGAAUUUCUUUGUUAAAUUACACUUAGUCUGACUCAGCAUCUGUGUCUUUGCAUUAUGGAUAAAAAUGCCAAACUGGAUAGGUGAAUUUAUAAAUCCAUUUGAACACUGAGGUAUUUUUCAAUAUUAUGAUGAUCAUUUUCUGGUUGGAAAGGAGACCCAGAACCACAUACUGAUACAUUUCCAUAACAGGUGCAAAAAAUGACCUUUUCUGAGAUGGUUACAUGGCAACUGGAUCCUUUCUGCAAGCUCACCAUUGCUUGCUAAGCACUGAUAACACUCAAUCAUGAAACAUCUGUUCUUGCACUAAGUAAAAUAAAAAGGCUAUACAAUAGUUUUAUAUUUCAAAAUGAGCAUCUGCAAUCGCACACGUUAUGCCUUGUCUUUGAUGCCAAAGUAUCUUGUAAAAAGAUUGUAUUUUUCUACCAAGAAUUCAUAUUAACACCAACAAAUGUUUAUUCAAGAUUUGAAAUCAAACCUACGCCUGACCUGGAAAGCCAUUUAAAACGCGAUUGUAGAGACUUUCCUUCUAGGCACAUAUUUUACUUCCAACUAAGACAUUUACUUUAAACUGCACCUCGUGUCUCAAUACCUGUCAGUUUAUAAAACAAUCUCUUGUUCUGGUAUUUUCAUGUAUUUAUUUCAGAUGAUUUUAAAUAUUGUUCAUCAUAUAAAAUAUGACACAGGAAACCUGUGAUUUUGAGUCAUGAUAUCAUAAAUAUCUGAUUGUUUCUGUACAUACAGUAUGGUCUAGUCUGCCAUCUAGUGACUGUUUGUGUAAGUGGUUAUUGACCAUGAUGACUGGAAUGGUCAGCAUAAUGGAUCAUAGCCUGUUUUAUGUUUGGCCAAUAAAAAGACAUUAGUUAUUCGUUAUACAUAAUAUGCAAAGCAAAGAAAAAUGUAACAUUUGAUUUGAGUGUGAAGUGUCCCAAACUAAAGGACUUAAUUUUG
Eleginops maclovinus (Patagonian blennie) is the source of this 2735-nucleotide messenger RNA. RefSeq names its product cyclic AMP-responsive element-binding protein 5-like. The record is from RefSeq and is a predicted model, not a curated record. Gene Ontology annotation, biological process: regulation of transcription by RNA polymerase II. Gene Ontology annotation, molecular function: cAMP response element binding; DNA-binding transcription factor activity, RNA polymerase II-specific. Lineage: Eukaryota; Metazoa; Chordata; Actinopteri; Perciformes; Eleginopidae. The transcript has 11 exons. The coding region runs from base 210 to 1754 and encodes 514 amino acids.